This is a messenger RNA of Seriola dumerili (greater amberjack), 1311 nucleotides long. Its product is annotated as polymeric immunoglobulin receptor-like. The transcript is spliced from 7 exons. NCBI's taxonomy places the organism in Eukaryota, Metazoa, Chordata, Actinopteri, Carangiformes, Carangidae. The record is from RefSeq and is a predicted model, not a curated record. Bases 27 to 1067 code for a protein of 346 amino acids.
CCACGGUAAACCAUCAGAGCCUCAACAUGAAAGUCUCUCACACUUUGAUCUGCUGCUUCUUCCUCUCUCUGCAGGAUGGAAGCGCUGCUCUUGUCUACUCAGGCACUGAAGGAGGAGACGUCACAGUUCAAUGCUCCUUUGGUCUCUUUGAUCAAACGAAGGUCUUCUGUAAGAACCAAUGUAAAGAAGAAGACAUUCUCAUUGAAACAACUAAUAACAGAGCUCGGAGCGGCAGAUACAGCAUGGAAUAUAAAAGAUAUACUAAAGGAGGAGAUCUGUUUGUGACCAUCACACAGCUGACCAAGUCUGACUCAGGACGAUACAGGUGUCGUCUGGGCACAUCUCACUUUUUAUACGAGGAUUUAGAAAUCAUCGUCACAGACGCACUGCUGGAUGGAAACCGUGUAAAAGAGCUCCAUAAAAGAACUGGAGGAACUGUCACAGUGGAAUGCUCCUUUUCUUCCACUGGAACAUGGAAGUUCUUCUGUAAGAACCAAUGUAGAACACGAGACGACAUUCUUAUUGAAACAGAUGCUGACACACUUCAGAGAGGCAGAUACAGCUUCACAUAUUUAACAGGAUCUGGAAGAGUCUCUCUGUUUGUGACCAUCACACAGCUGACCACGUCUGACUCAGGACGGUACAGGUGUCGUCAGGGCAGAACCUUUUCUUCAUCUUCACACAGGGACUUUGAGAUCUUUGUUUCAGACGGACAGCAGAGGUUCCCCUCCACUACAGAAAGACCCACGCCACCACCAACACAGAGGUUAACCUCCACUACAGGAAGCUCCACAACUUCCUCAGAUUCAGGUAUGCCGCUGUAUGCGUGUCUCACUCUGGUCAUUGUGGUUAUCCUUCUGUCACUGGCUCUGAUUAUGAUCUGCAUCAAGAGGAAAAACAAACAAUGUGGUUCGGAGGCCAGAGGAGAUUUAGACGGCACAAACACGGAGAUUGCCCUCUAUGAGAACUGUGGUCCAGUCUCCACAGGUGAAGACGCCACCUACCAGAGCCUCAAUCCAGCCAGCAGGGAUCAGAACCAAAUCUACUCCACACUCACACACUCGUAACACACAUGAUCCUUAGUGAAGUCAGACCUGGACGGCCCUGAGAACUCAGCAGCUUAAGAAAUGCAAAUGCGGGAAAACUCAGCUUUUCUUUAUGCCACGUAGCUACUUUUGUCCAGUUUGAGAAUGUGUUUUUUUCAGUUUGCUGCCGUGUCACUGAUUUGUAAUGUCCUCCUUUUUACCUUUUUUGACGAUGUUUAAAAUUCAAUUCAAUAAACUUUAUUUGUCCCCAGGGGGAAAUUGAAAA